Molecule: messenger RNA, 378 nt
Organism: Cylindrotheca closterium
Lineage: Eukaryota; Bacillariophyta; Bacillariophyceae; Bacillariales; Bacillariaceae
Source: the annotation of a GenBank genome assembly
AUGUGUGGCACAGGUAAAUUUAAAGUUCUAUGGGGUUUGGAGACAUUGGCAGCUUGCCCACGCUGUGGCAACUUCAAGGAUCAUCUUCACGUUCCCCGUUGCCGUGCUGCUUUGGCAACAGCUGAAUGGGACCGUCGCACUGCAGCCUUCUCCACGUGGCUGGACCUGCAAUUGACGGGCCCUUCCAUCAAAACAGCGAUCCUACAGCUUCUUCACGGCGUUCGCACACCUACUUCGUCCCCUCUAAUGACCAUCACUCCUUCGGUUCGGCCGGCCUUCUUGGCUCAGCAGGUGAUUGGGUCCCAAGGCCUUUUGGAGGGACGCAUAGCCUCGUCUUGGCUUCCGCUCCAACAACAACAUUAUGACAAGAUCAGAUGA